This is a messenger RNA of Geodia barretti, 402 nucleotides long. Lineage: Eukaryota; Metazoa; Porifera; Demospongiae; Tetractinellida; Geodiidae. The record is from the annotation of a GenBank genome assembly.
AUGGUGAGCGAAGACGAGGCCAGCGGCAAGGCGGCGGCGAUAUUCGCCGACAUCAAGGCCACCAAGGGCCUGUCGUUCGUGCCCAAUUUCUGGCGCGUUCUGGCGACGAACCCCGACCACCUGGAACUGGUGUGGACGAACCUGAAAACCCUCAUGCACCCGGAGACCGUCGGCCGCCAAUCGCCGCUCGACCCGCUGACGCGGGAGAUCAUCGCCCUGGCCGUGUCGGCCACCAACGGCUGCGCGUACUGCACCAACUCGCACACGGCGGCGGUGCGCAAGCUGGGCCUGGAUACCGAGGGCCUGGGCGAGGUGAUGGCCAUUGUCGGGCUGUUCAACACCACCAACACCCUGGCCGACGGUUAUCAGGUCCAGCCCGACGUGCUGCCGCCGCUGGAUUGA